AUGCCAGGGAAUGAUAUAGAUAUUUACAUGCAACCAUUGAUUAAAGAGUUAAAUGAGUUGUGGAGUUUUGGAAUAGAAACAUUUGAUGCUUCACAGGGUCAGUUUUUUAAACUACAUGCAGCUCUAAUGUGGACCAUUAGUGAUUUUCCUGGGCUAGGUAACUUAUCUGGGUGGAAUACACAUACAGGGCUAGCAUGCCCCUCAUGCAACUUUGAUUUUUUGCCAAAUCGCCUUCCACAUAGUAGGAAGUGGUGUUUUAUGGGUCAUCGUCGGUUCUUAGGGUCUUCUCAUCGGUAUAGACAUCACAACUCUAAAUUUGAUGGAACCAAAGAUUUGAGAAGUCCGCCAAAGAUGUUGUCAGGUUCAGAUGUUUUGAAUCAGCUUGCAGAUAUCAAUAUUACAUUUGGGAAAAACCUAGAAAUGACUGAGAAGGGGAAAAGAUCACGAGUGAGAAGAGUUGAAGAUGGUGAUACGCAACAAUGGAAGAAGAGAAGUAUAUUUUUCCAACUCCCUUAUUGGGAAUUCAAUUUGUUGCGCCACAACCUUGAUGUCAUGCAUAUUGAAAAAAAUGUUUUUGACAAUGUGUUGUUUACUUUGCUAAAUGACUCUGCAAGAUCAAAAGAUAAUCUAAAUGCUCGAAUGGAUUUAGUGUCAAUGGGUAUAAGAGAUGACCUUUGGCCUAAUGAAAAUGGAAAAUACUCUCUAAGUUGUUUUACAAUGACAAAUAUAGAAAAAGAUGUAUUUCUUGCAACACUAAAGAGUGUAUUACUGCCAGAUGGUUACUCAAGUAAUAUUUCAAGAUGUGUUGAUUUGAAGAAUCGCAAGAUACAUGGAUUGAAAAGUCAUGAUUGUCACAUUCUUAUGGAACAUCUAUUGCCAAUUGCCAUACGUAAUCUAUUACCAGAUCAAGUUUGUAUGGUUUUGGUAGAAUUGGGUUCUUUUUUCAGACAAAUAUGUAGUAGAGUAUUAAAUGUCAAAGAGCUUGAUAACCUUCAAAGUCGACUUGUGCUAACAUUAUGCCAUAUGGAAAUGAUAUUUCCACCAUCAUUUUUCACAGUAAUGGUGCAUUUAGUUGUUCACCUUGUUGAUGAGGUUAAGCUUGGAGGUCCUGUUCCAUACCGAUGGAUGUACAGCAUUGAGAGGUACUUAGGACAUUUAAAGUCUUUUGUACGCAACCGAGCAAACCCAGAAGGUUCAAUAGCUGAAGGUUAUAUUGCUGAAGAAUGUCUUACAUUUUGCUCAAGGUAUUUAGAAGGGGUUGAAACAAGGUUUAACCGAUCUAGGCGUGUUGAUGAUGUGCCAUUUUAUGCUGAAAAUAUUCAAAGCAAUAUCUUCAAACAAAUUGGUCGACCAAUCCUAAAUAAUGACAAUCAAGAGCAAGUGCCAGAUGACAUUAUGUUUUUAGCAAGAGGUCCACUUACUCAUGCUAGAAGAUUUUCUUCGUAUAACAUUAAUGGUUUAAGAUUUCGAACAGUGAACCGAGAAGAAGGACUGAAGUCUCAAAAUAGUGGAGUAUUGUUAUUGCUGGAACUCCAAGUGUUGCAAUGUAUAUGGGCUGAUACGACUACUCCAAGAGGGACAAGAAUAGAUCAUUAUGCUUCACCGAAGUUAACUUCUCUAGAACAAUACAUGUUUGGAGAUAGUAUAGAUGAUGAACCAUAUGUGUUAGCUGAACAAGCUCAGAUGGUGUUUUAUGUCACUAAUGAGUUGGAGAAAGAUUGGAAUACAAUAUUUUUCUAUCAAGAAAGCAAGAAGAGUGUGAAGCUUGGGGACUUUGGGCUGUGUAGGGAGGGUCUGGAAGGUGAUUUUUCUGCUGAUGUUGGAAGCUUUCCUGGAUGGCUCCUGAG
Molecule: messenger RNA, 1847 nt
Organism: Ipomoea nil (Japanese morning glory)
Lineage: Eukaryota; Viridiplantae; Streptophyta; Magnoliopsida; Solanales; Convolvulaceae
Exons: 5
Source: RefSeq, a predicted model, not a curated record